Molecule: messenger RNA, 714 nt
Organism: Carya illinoinensis
Lineage: Eukaryota; Viridiplantae; Streptophyta; Magnoliopsida; Fagales; Juglandaceae
Product: protein FAR1-RELATED SEQUENCE 5-like
Exons: 1
Coding region: 1-714 (237 amino acids)
Source: RefSeq, a predicted model, not a curated record
AUGGCUUCCUUAGUAGAGUUAUCGGAUAAUGAAUAUGAUGAAGUAGUGGUUGAUGAUAGUCCUAUUAAUGAUGAAGGUGGCGAAGCACCCGAGGUUGAUGAUGGUGUCGAAGAACCGAAGGUUGGAAUGACCUUUUCUAGUGAGGAAGAAGUUCGAUCUUACUAUAUGAAGUAUGCUAAGCAGAAAGGGUUCGGGGUGCGAAGAAGGAAUUCUAGACAAAGUGAGGACGGGAAGGUUAGAUGGUUUACAUUAGUAUGUGCGCGGCAAGGCAUAACAAAGAGUCGGGCUUCCAAUGUCCUCAGGCCAAGACAAACGGAGAGGGUAGGGUGCAAAGCAAGAGUUAAUUCAGUUUUGAAUGAGGACGGCGGAUACACCUUGUCCAAUGUCAUAUUGGAUCACACACAUUAUUGUAGUCCGGGGAAAUCCAGACACUUUAGAUGUUUCAAGAAGGUAGAUGAGAGGGUUAAAAAAAGGCUUGAAAUAAAUGAUGAGGCCGGAAUACGUACGUCAAAGACUUUCAAGAGUGUAGUUGUUGAAGCGGGGGGUUAUGAGAAUGUGUCAUUUGGGGAGAAAGAAUGUCGAAACUAUAUUGAGAAAGCACGUCAACUUCGCCUCGGAGUUGGAGGCGUUGAAGCUCUAAUGAACUACUUCCAGGAUAUGCAAAAAAAAAAAAUGCUGACUUUUAUUAUGCGAUCGAUGUGGGUGCUGACAUGA